AUCGAGAGCUAGCUUAUUAGCUAUCAUGGCCACGGCGGCGCCUCCUCCGUUCCCGGCCUCGGCGGCGCUGGCGGUGGCGACGCUGCUGCUGCUCUGCCUGAGCGGCGGGUGCAAUGCGCAGACGCCGGUGUUCGCGUGCGACGCGUCGAACGCGACGCUGGCGGCGUACGGGUUCUGCAACCGGUCGGCGACGGCCGCGGCGCGGGCCGCGGACCUGGUGUCGCGGCUGACGCUGGCGGAGAAGGUGGGGUUCCUGGUGGACAAGCAGGCGGCGCUGCCCCGGCUGGGCAUCCCGGCGUACGAGUGGUGGUCGGAGGCGCUGCACGGCGUGUCCUACGUGGGGCCCGGCACGCGGUUCUCGCCGCUGGUGCCCGGCGCCACCAGCUUCCCGCAGCCCAUCCUCACGGCGGCGUCCUUCAACGCCACGCUCUUCCGCGCCAUCGGCGAGGUGGUGUCGAACGAGGCGCGGGCGAUGCACAACGUGGGGCUGGCGGGGCUCACGUUCUGGAGCCCCAACAUCAACAUCUUCCGGGACCCGCGGUGGGGCCGCGGGCAGGAGACCCCCGGCGAGGACCCGCUGCUCACCAGCAAGUACGCCGUCGGCUACGUCACCGGGCUGCAGGACGCCGGCUCCGGCGCCGGCGACAGCCUCAAGGUCGCCGCCUGCUGCAAGCACUACACCGCCUACGACGUCGACAACUGGAAGGGCGUCGAGCGCUACACCUUCAACGCCGUGGUGUCGCAGCAGGAUCUGGACGACACGUUCCAGCCGCCGUUCAAGAGCUGCGUGGUCGACGGGAACGUGGCCAGCGUCAUGUGCUCCUACAAUCAGGUCAACGGGACGCCCACCUGCGCGGACAAGGAUCUCCUGUCUGGAGUCAUCAGAGGGGACUGGAAGCUGAACGGAUAUAUUUCGUCCGACUGUGACUCGGUCGAUGUGCUUUACAAUAACCAGCACUACACCAAAACCCCCGAGGACGCGGCCGCCAUCUCGAUCAAAGCAGGUCUGGACCUGAACUGCGGCAACUUCCUGGCGCAGCACACCGUGGCGGCCGUGCAGGCCGGCAAGCUCUCGGAGUCCGACGUCGACCGGGCCAUCACCAACAACUUCAUCACGCUCAUGCGGCUGGGCUUCUUCGACGGCGACCCGCGGAAGCUCCCGUUCGGCAGCCUCGGCCCCAGCGACGUGUGCACGUCCUCCAACCAGGAGCUGGCGCGCGAGGCCGCGCGCCAGGGCAUCGUGCUCCUCAAGAACAAUGGCGCGCUCCCGCUCUCCACCAAGUCCAUCAAGUCCAUGGCUGUCAUUGGUCCCAACGCUAAUGCCAGCUUCACAAUGAUCGGCAACUACGAAGGCACGCCGUGCAAGUACACGACGCCGCUGCAGGGCCUGGGCGCGAACGUGGCCACGGUGUACCAGCCGGGCUGCACGAACGUCGGGUGCAGCGGGAACAGCCUCCAGCUCGACGCCGCCACGAAGGCCGCGGCCAGCGCUGACGUGACCGUGCUGGUCGUCGGCGCUGACCAGUCCAUCGAGCGCGAGAGCCUGGACCGGACGAGCCUCCUCCUGCCGGGCCAGCAGCCGCAGCUCGUGUCCGCGGUCGCCAACGCAUCCAACGGCCCGUGCAUCCUCGUCAUCAUGUCCGGCGGGCCGUUCGACAUCUCGUUCGCCAAGUCCAGCGACAAGAUCGCCGCGAUUCUCUGGGUCGGCUACCCCGGCGAAGCCGGCGGCGCCGCCAUCGCCGACGUCCUCUUCGGAUACCACAAUCCAAGUGGAAGGUUGCCGGUGACGUGGUACCCCGAGUCGUUCACCAAGAUCCCGAUGACCGACAUGCGCAUGCGGCCAGACGCGUCGACCGGGUACCCCGGCCGGACGUACCGGUUCUACACCGGCGACACGGUGUACGCCUUCGGGGACGGCCUGAGCUACACCAGCUUCGCGCACCGCCUCGUGUCCGCGCCGACGCAGGUGGCCGUGCAGCUCGCGGAGGGCCACGCGUGCCUGACCGAGCAGUGCCUGUCCGUGGAGGCCAAGGGCGGGCACUGCGAGAACCUGGCGUUCGACGUGCACCUCCGGGUGCGGAACGCGGGCAAGGUGGGCGGCGGGCACACGGUGCUCCUGUUCUCGUCGCCGCCAGCGGUGCACAACGCGCCGGCGAAGCACCUGCUGGGGUUCGAGAAGGUGUCCCUGGAGCCCGGGCAGGCCGGCGUGGUGGCGUUCAAGGUGGACGUGUGCAGGGACCUGAGCGUCGUGGACGAGCUGGGCAACAGGAAGGUGGCGCUGGGCAGCCACACGCUGCACGUCGGGGACCUCAAGCACACGCUCAACCUGAGGGUGUAAAGGGAACUGCUGCAAUUGGGCGCGGCCUUGGAAUGGUGCAGUUGGAAUUGGUGGAUUGGAUGGGUCAGGGGGAGGGAGAGGGGUUCGUCAGAAUUGGUUCAGGAGGUUCAGCAAUAAGGGCUUCCCGUUGGGAAAGAAUUGGAUCAUCCACGGGCAGCGUAGUCUCUUUGUUUGGUGGUAUUGGAUUCAUUUGGAGGGUCCAUUUGCAAUUGUAAUCUCGGAGAAGUGUAAUUGACUGAAAGGGUGAAGGGUUCGUUCAUUUCUUCAGAUUCAAGUCAAGGUGUUCAAA
Molecule: messenger RNA, 2627 nt
Organism: Panicum hallii
Lineage: Eukaryota; Viridiplantae; Streptophyta; Magnoliopsida; Poales; Poaceae
Product: beta-D-xylosidase 4-like
Exons: 7
Coding region: 26-2338 (770 amino acids)
Biological process (GO): xylan catabolic process; arabinan catabolic process
Cellular component (GO): plant-type cell wall
Molecular function (GO): xylan 1,4-beta-xylosidase activity; alpha-L-arabinofuranosidase activity
Source: RefSeq, a predicted model, not a curated record